This is a messenger RNA of Silurus meridionalis, 4857 nucleotides long. It is a transcript of the gene nfkb1, whose product is annotated as nuclear factor of kappa light polypeptide gene enhancer in B-cells 1. Gene Ontology annotation, cellular component: cytoplasm. The transcript is spliced from 24 exons. The record is from RefSeq and is a predicted model, not a curated record. The coding region runs from base 353 to 3163 and encodes 936 amino acids. NCBI's taxonomy places the organism in Eukaryota, Metazoa, Chordata, Actinopteri, Siluriformes, Siluridae. Gene Ontology annotation, molecular function: RNA polymerase II cis-regulatory region sequence-specific DNA binding; protein binding; DNA-binding transcription factor activity, RNA polymerase II-specific. Gene Ontology annotation, biological process: cellular response to stress; canonical NF-kappaB signal transduction; response to cytokine.
GUCACGGGGAAAUUCCAGCAAGGAAGUCAACUUUCUAUACAAACACAUUCGGCUUCGCUUAUCAAUGAAACUCUCCCCUGAUCAUUUAUCGGCAUUUAUCCGCUUCUUUUACUCUGGAUUGCUGCGGGUUUCUAUGGCAAAGAAGUCGUGUUGUAAUAUUUCAUGAGAAGAGCGGCGUGUGUUGUGUGUUGUGUGUAAGUGCGCGCGCGCGUGCGUGCGUGUGCGCGCGUGUGUUGUCGUCUCUAACACGUUCAGAGGUGGAGCAUGGCGCUGUGAACUGAUUCUUCAACACGUUUGGGAUUAAAUAUUUCAUGUUGUUUCUGGACUCUGGAUUGUUCUUUGUGAAGGAACCAUGACUGAAGAGGAUUCGUAUCUUCAAGUGCAACCAGAUGAAACGAGGUACCAGUACUUUGACUUUGAUCCACAAUGGCUUCACAUCGACCCUGGUUAUGCUGCCGUGUCGCAAUCGAACAAUCGUAUAGAUGGACCUAGUCUCCAGAUUACAGAACAACCCAAACAGCGAGGAUUCAGGUUUCGGUACGGCUGCGAGGGUCCAUCUCACGGAGGACUCCCGGGGGCUUGCAGCGAGAAGAACAGAAAGACGUAUCCCCAGGUCAAGAUCUGUCAUUAUCAUGGUCCAGCACGAAUUGUGGUCCAGCUGGUAACCAACUCCAAACAGCCGCACCUACACGCGCACAGCCUCGUGGGAAAACAAUGUGACAAGGGCGUUUGCGUCGCCGAACUCCAGCCCAAAGACUCCUCUAUGAGUUUUCCUAACCUGGGUAUCCUUCAUGUGACUAAGAAGAACGUGAGUAAGACUCUGGAAGAGAGGAUGAGUGAAGCCUACAGGCUCGGUUACAACUACGGUGUGGUCAUCCAUCCGGAAAUUGACUCUUUCCAAGGAGACUGUCGCCUUCCCAGAGAGCUCACAGAUCACCAGAGGAAUCUGAUCUGCAAUGCUGCAGCUAACCAGGCCAAAGAGAUGGAUCUGAGCGUAGUGAGACUCAUGUUCACUGCCUUUCUGCCCGACGGCGAGGGCGGCUUCACCCGCAGACUCGAGCCUGUCAUAUCCGAACCCAUCUACGACAGCAAAGCCCCCAACGCCUCGAACCUGAAGAUUGUGCGGAUGGACCGCACUGCAGGGUGUGUGACAGGUGGAGAGGAAGUGUACCUGCUGUGUGACAAAGUUCAGAAAGAUGACAUCCAGGUACGCUUUUAUGAGGAUGACGAGACGGGAAUCGUCUGGGAGGCACUCGGGGAUUUCUCUCCCACCGACGUGCACAGACAGUUUGCCAUCGUGUUCAAGACGCCGAAGUACCGCGACUUGAACCUUCAGAAACCCAUCUCGGUGUUUGUGCAGCUCAAGAGGAAGUCAGACAAUGAGACGAGCGAACCCAAACCGUUCACCUAUCACCCACAGAUCAUUGAUAAGGAAGAAGUUCAGAGGAAGAGACAGAAAAUACUCCCCAGUUUUCCUGAUUAUGGCGGAGCAGGGGGUGGAGUCGGGGGCAUGUACAGAGGACCCGGGGGUGGGGCUACAUCAGGGGGCGGCCAUGGUGGAGGGGGUGGUGGAGGCGGAGGUUCUUAUUUCCAAGGUUAUUAUAACAACUUCAACUCCGGCUAUGGGUUUCCUCCCUCGCUGGGUGGAGGAGGGAGCGGCAUUAAGCACUCCAAUCACGGUCCAGUGGAAGACACGGACGAGGAGAGCGACAACGACCUCGACGACGAUCCAGGGACGGGUGGAGUGUGUAUCCAGCUCCGACCCCUAGUGUCGGAGGAGGGAAGUGAAGAGAACGAAAGUUCGGGGGAGUCCGGAUCGUGCGAGACGGAAACCUCGGACUGUGUGUUUGAGCCACACUUAUCGGGGCUAGCAAAGAAACACGCCGGGGCUUUAUUUUAUUAUGCUGUCAGCGGUGACCUUCGCAGGCUCUUGGUUCCACAGCGCCCUCUGAUGUCUGCCCAGGAUGAGAACGGAGACACGGGGCUGCACUUGAGUGUGAUCCACAGUCAGACAGCCGCUGUGAAGAACCUAGCAGAGGUGAUGGCAGCCAUUCCCGGAGAGGAUGUAAUGAACAUGAGGAACGACCUGUAUCAGACUCCUUUGCACCUGGCUGUACUGACCGAGCAGAAGGAAGCAGCCGAGACAUUAUUAGAGGCAGGAAGUGACAUCACUCUCACCGAUCGCUACGGCAACACGGCACUGCACCUGGCCGCCCAGCAGAAGGACGGAGACAUGAUCCGAAUGCUGCUGAGACACCGAACGGCGCUGGAGUUAAUCAGCACGCACAACACAGCAGGUCUGUGUCCUCUGCACAUAGCCGUAUUGGCUAACAGUCUGAACAGCACGAGGGCUCUGUUACAGGCCGGGGCUGACGUGGAGGUUCAGGAGCGAACGUGCGGUCGCACACCGCUUCAUCUCGCUACAGAAUACGAGAACAUCUCACUCGCCGGAUGCUUGCUACUAGAGGGUGAAGCUGAGGUGGACAGUCUGACGUAUAACGGCUCCACACCUCUACACAUCGCAGCAGGGCGGGGCUCUGUUAAACUGAGCGCGCUCCUCAUAGCCGCAGGAGCGGAUCCUCUUAAGGAGAACUUCGAACCGUUGUUUUUUAGAGACGAGGAGUGCUGCAGGGAUGAAAAAGACGAGGCGGACGAGGGAUACAUCCCGGGGACGACCCCGCUUCACAUGGCCGCUUCAUCAGAGGUGCGGGAAAUCCUAAACGGUAAAUCGUACCAGCCGAAAACCGUCGUCGUCCCUCUACAAGGAGACAUGCAGAGUCUGGGCAUGGAGACAAAGCAGGCACUGUGCAAAUGUCUGGAGGAGAGUUGUGGGAGAAGUGGCUGGGAAAGUCUGGCGCACAAACUCCGACUGGGCAUCCUCAUCAACGCCUUCCGCCUCAGUCCACGGCCGACCCGCACACUUCUGGACAGCUACGAGGUAUCGGGCGGGACGGUGCGCGAGCUCUUAGCGGGUCUGAAGAGCAUCGGGAACAGCGGCGGCGUCAGCUUACUGCAGGAGCACUUGGCGUGCGAGGACAGUCACACGCACGAUGAACAACUGACCACAGACGGUGGUGUCUCUUCAGGCCUGCAGGGUCUAAAGUUAUCUCCCUCAGACGACGGUAACGUGUGCGACAGCGGCGUAGAGACGUCCUUCCAGUAGCCCGGCCUCAUCAUGACUGACUCGCUGACUUCUGCCCGGAGCCAAACCUUGAACUACAACGUCACUAUCUUCAAAGCAGCUCGGAAACUGGAACUCGUCUUUGGCCACCGCGAUUGGUUGGUGUAGAGCCACGCCCAUACGCGGGACCGCCGACUAGCGGCUGGAGUGUACGCACUUAUAUUUCAGUUGUAUACGAUUUUUAUUUAAAGGUUGUUGUUUUUUUUUUUUUUACACACCGUAUAGUUAUUUUUUUUUCUAUUUCAGUGCGACAGACAAGAGAACACGUUUUGGUUUUUCUUGACUUCCAGAAGUGUACAACCAAAUAUAACUGUGCCAUGUGUUUUGGGUGACAGUGGUGUGAUUAAGUAUCAUCAGGAGUUGAAAUAUUCAGGGUUUAUACUAGAAAGGAAAUAAUCUUUAUUUUUUUACAAGGUGAAUCCUGCCUCAGGAAACGCUGCACUCCAUUUAGCUCCACCUGCUUCACGUUGUCAGUUCGGCAUCUUGAAGCUCGCCGGGUUACUGUGUUUCUUUUCUUUUUCUUCUCAGAGCCUCUGGACCAAUAGGCUUUUUAGUAAACUGAAGAAAAACAAUGAAAGAAAGUUUGUUUUGUUUUUAAACACCAGUUAUUUAACUUGAUUUCUCUUACCAUUUUUGUUUAAGCUUUUCACCUAACGGUUGCUUAUGGGUACUGUGUUGAUUUAUGUUUUUUAAUUUUUUCUCGUUGUGUUUGUGGUGCUACAGUCCGAAACAAUCCUUAAUUCUAAAUGAAAUCGCAUCCAUCAGCAUUUCUUCAAACGUACUUUUAUCGUCAUAAUCUGGCCGAGAGCAUUUUCUUACCUCGAAAUCAGGAAAAAAAAAAAAACAAGCAGCUCAUUUUGUAGUUAGCUGGGGGGAAAAAGUUUGCAAUAAAUAAAUAAAUAAAUAAGAGAGGCAAGCGAAUAGGAUUUGCAUUUUUUUUUUAUUAAGGGCUUUAUCCUGGAUAGAAUUCCAGAAGAUCCGAAGAAUGGUAAUGUGAAUACUGGGUGAAAGGUCUCCUGUGAAAGGUCUCCUGACACCCUAAAUUAGACAAUUUAGCACAAUUUUUUGUUUUUAGGAGGAUCCAGCAAGAACAUUAAAAAAACCCACACAGCUAUUGACCUGAGCUGUGAGACUGCAGUGUUACCCAUGUCCACUUAGUAUUGUGCAAAGUUCUUGAUAGGGCCCAGCUUUUCUGAAAUGAAUUCUGAUGGAGGAAAAAAAAAGUAUGAACAUGUUUCAUGUUGUAAUAUACAACAUGAUUUUAAAGGAACUGAGAAAAUGUUUCCCAGAUUUUCCUCCAGCAAAUAUCUGAGUAAGAAACAUAUCCGUAAAAAGAUCUUUUACACAGUAACAAAUCCCACACAGUUCUUCGCUUUAUCUUGUACUCACAUACCAGCUCAUAAACUGAUUCAAAAUUCGGGUUUUUUUCUUCUUCACUGGAUAACUGGAUAAACAGAUGGUUUUUGGUUUGUUUUUAGUCAUUUUUUAAUAUCUGGGGAUUCUUUAUAUCAUUUCUUAUGCCUUAAAAUUCUAAUAUCAGCUUCAAACUGUUAAAUGCUUGUUAUACAAUGAUGAAAACCAAAGCGCUGUACUUUCUUAGCCGCAAAACUCUAUUUAUCUGGCUUUGAAUGGGUUUUUAUUGAUGUACUUUUAUAAUAAAACUAAUAACAAUCUGC